Messenger RNA from Exophiala spinifera, 1227 nucleotides. RefSeq lists its product as uncharacterized. The record is from RefSeq and is a predicted model, not a curated record. Gene Ontology annotation, biological process: proteolysis. NCBI's taxonomy places the organism in Eukaryota, Fungi, Ascomycota, Eurotiomycetes, Chaetothyriales, Herpotrichiellaceae. The transcript is spliced from 2 exons. Gene Ontology annotation, molecular function: protein binding; aspartic-type endopeptidase activity. Bases 1 to 1227 code for a protein of 408 amino acids.
AUGAGCCUCAAUGACAUCAAGGCUUUCGUCGAGGCCGAGAUCAACAUUCCUCCCACAGCACAACACUUCCUUCACGAAGGUCGCCCUGUCACAGACACGUCAAUCACUCUGGCACAGAUGAAUGUACGCGAAGGGGAUGUAGUGGCGCUGGCAGUUCAGACGAGACAAAGAAGAAGAACGGCCAACGAGAAUACUACGGGUCAGCCAGCUCAGAGAGUUCGAAGUGGCAAUGACCCCGAGCAGCUGAGAUUGCGUAUCUUGGGCGACUCACACCUGCUGGCAGAAUGUCAGAGACAAGAUCCUGAACUGGCAGCUGCAUGCUCAGACCGACAAAAGUUCCACGAUCUUUGGAGUUUAAGACAGAGGCAGAAUGAGGAGGCUCAGCGGCAGAAAGAGGAGCAGAUUGCAUUACUACAAGCCGAUCCGUUCAACGUUGAAGCUCAGCAGAAGAUUGAAGAAAUGAUACGACAGGAGCGUGUCGCCGAGAAUCUACAAAAAGCCAUGGAGGAGAACCCAGAGUCGUUUGGCAGGGUCACAAUGCUGUACAUCGAUGUCACGGUAAACAAUGUUCCCAUCAAGGCAUUCGUCGAUUCCGGUGCUCAGACGACUAUCAUGUCUCCAUCGGCUGCAGAGCGGUGUGGAAUCCUUCGACUAAUCGACAAGCGAUAUGGCGGAAUAGCAAGAGGAGUUGGUACGGCGACAAUUCUUGGACGUGUACAUUCCGCCGAUAUCCAGAUCGGGCAGUAUAACCUCGCCAGCAGUUUCACUGUCAUGGAGGGCAAGGACGUGGAUUUACUGCUGGGACUUGAUAUGCUCAAGCGCCAUCAAAUGUGCAUUGACCUCAAGAAAAACUGCCUCCGGGUACAGGAAGACGAAAUUCCAUUCCUACCCGAGAGCGACAUACCCAAAAUGAUGGAGGAAAUCCUCGAGAAUGAACCAAAAGUGGCAGGUCCAGAUGGGUCAACGAUCGGGGCCACGACUGGUACAGUCGAGCCACACACUGAAUCCUCAACCAGCAGCGAGCCGACUGCUGGACCGAGUGGCACUUCGGCACAACCGUCCUCGUCACAAUCUGGCGCGGCAACUGGUAAUUUUGGCCAGUCGCAACCGAUAACUCCAGAGUCCAUCGCGAAGGUGACAGAGCUGGGAUUCACGCGAGAGGAAGCGAUCGCUGCCCUGAGACAAGUGGACGGCAACGUAGAAUUGGCAAUUGGACUCCUCAUAUGA